Molecule: messenger RNA, 2188 nt
Organism: Balaenoptera musculus (blue whale)
Lineage: Eukaryota; Metazoa; Chordata; Mammalia; Artiodactyla; Balaenopteridae
Gene: NKAPL
Product: NFKB activating protein like
Biological process (GO): regulation of gene expression
Cellular component (GO): nucleus
Molecular function (GO): chromatin binding
Source: RefSeq, a predicted model, not a curated record
UCCUUCAAUCACAUUACUAAAAUUCUACUUAGAUCAAAUGACCUCAUUUGAUUCUAUUUAAUUUAAUUUCUCCAUUUUAUUCAUUUAGACUCCUAGCACCAGGAAAGCACCAUUCCUAAGUUCUGACUUAACUUUUCUGUCACUUUCCAAGUCUGUCAACUAACUGAGCAGGUCAACUUAACUGUAGAGAACCAAGAUGACGGUAAUGUCUAUGCACAUUUUAAGAUCCGGGGGAAGUAAUCUUGCAUGAAAUGUUUGCCAUUUUAGAGAGUGAACAAAGUGUGUGCGGAGCGUGAUUUCCAAACAACAGUUUCUGAAAAGCUCAACUAGAUAAGGAGACAUCUACAAACCUGGGUUAGAUGCUUCCGUGUGUUUCUGCGAUUUAAGAAUACAAAUCAUGACUCCGGUCCUCACUUAACUCAGGCUGAGCUCAAACUUUGAUUUUAAAAUAAGUUCUGGUUCUUGCUUCUAAGUGGGAUUUGGUAGUCAUUAAUAAACGUAAACGUAUCUCUGCCAUGAAGAUGGUGGACAAGGUCCUUUUUAAGGAGUUAACAAGAGGAGCGUGAGAAGUAGGGAAACUUCACUAAGCGGUAAAGAUAAAGAGGGCGGAAGUGAGAAUGAUAGGAGAGAGGGUAUCAAGAUGCUUAAAGGCAAGUAACCAGGUAGAGAAGGGAGUGUUGAACAGUAGAGGGAUUCAUUGAUGCGAAUUCCUCUUUUUACGUUCCCACGGGGCUCAGGAUGGGGAAUGUAAAUUCUGACAACAGGCACGGCCACGCCCCCUUUAUCCGCUCUUUUGAAGAGGCCACCACACAGCCUCAGCCAAAGCGGGGGCCUCACAGUCCACGUGCUGAUUGGGUUUUCUUCUGGCAAGCGCCGGAAGCGGAAGUCGUGCGCCGGACCGUUGCUAGAGCGCUUGCUUGGCCGGGAAUCGCCGUCAGUCCCGGUCUUCGUAGUAACUGCCCUUGUGAAAGCGCAGCUCAUGGCUCCAGUGUACCGGUCGCGCUACCCCGAGGACACCCCAGGCUCUAGGAGACGGCGACGCAGCUCGUCGGGGAGCCUGCCUUCCGCGCAGGCCAGACCAUCCCCGUGGGGCAGCCGUUCCCACUCCCACUCGCACUCCCGCGGCCGCGAGGGCCUCAGGCCUCAGUGGGGUGGGUCGGGCUUCGGCGCUCCUUGUACCUUUAGCCGCUCUGGAUCUCGAGAGUGGCCCACCGGGCUCCGCAACUACGCUUUCUCGUCCUCUUCUGUCUACUAUGGCGGAUACCGCUACCAUCACCACCACUAUGCGGGCGACAGUCAGUGGGCGGAAGACUAUGAGAAGGAGAAGGAGGAGAGCUAUCGCCAGGGGAGGCUGAAGAGAGAAAGGACUGGGGAGUCGGGAGCACCUGAGGUGUGGGGGCUGUCUCCAGAGUUUCCUGAGCCAGAUUCUGGUGAACACACCCCGGUUGAGGAUGAAGAGGUAAAGACUAAGAAGAGCAGCAGUUCACAAUCCAGCUCCAAAGAAAAAAGGAAAAAGAAGACCAGUCAUUCAAAAAAUAAGAAAAGAAAGAAACAGUCCAAAGGAAAACACAGGAAAUAUUCUGAUAAUAGUGACAGUAAUUCAAACUACAACACUAGCUCUGAUGAUGAUGAAAAGAGAGCAACAAAAGCCAAGAAGAAAGAGAAGAAAAAGAAACACAGAGCUAAAAAACCCAAGAAAAAGACGAAGAAGACUAAAAAAGAAUCCAGUGACAAAAGCUGUAAGGAUUCAGAAGGGGAGUUGCCAGAAGAUAUCUGGAUUGAGCAGUCAAAGAUUGCAGAUAACAUGGCUCUAAUAGGUCCAGAGGCACCUAUAAUACACACCUCUCAAGAUGAGAAACCUUUGAACUACGGCCAUGCUCUGCUUCCAGGUGAAGGUGCAGCUAUGGCUGAGUAUGUAAAAGCUGGAAAGCGUAUCCCACGAAGAGGUGAAAUUGGGCUGAGAAGUGAAGAGAUUGCUUCUUUUGAAUGCUUAGGUUAUGUUAUGAGUGGUAGCAGGCAUCGCAGAAUGGAAGCUGUGCGACUGCGUAAAGAGAACCAGAUCUAUAGUGCUGAUGAGAAGAGAGCCCUUGCAUCCUUUAACCAAGAAGAGAGACGGAAGAGAGAUAAGAUUCUAGUUAGUUUCAGAGAGAUGGUGUACUGAAAGACAAAAGGGAAAGAUGACAAAUAA